This is a messenger RNA of Vicia faba (fava bean), 348 nucleotides long. The record is from the annotation of a GenBank genome assembly. NCBI's taxonomy places the organism in Eukaryota, Viridiplantae, Streptophyta, Magnoliopsida, Fabales, Fabaceae.
AUGAAACUUCAAACCCUAAUUAUUCAAAUAGUUCUUCUAAUGACUUUUGCUGCUGCAUGGAAACAAUCUCCACCAUAUGGUUAUACUUAUAGCCCCCUUAUAGACAUCAACGAAUACGUCAUGGAAAUCGCCGAUUUCGCCGUCGUUGAGUAUAACAAAGUAAGUGGUACGAAGCUGACCUUAAAUAAGGUCUUCACGGGUGAAUCAUCACAGGUUAACGAAGGGAUCAACUACCGCCUCACCCUCUCUGUCUUGGGCGAAUAUUUCGUUUCUAACAUCUAUGAAGCUGUUGUGUGGGAGAGUCCGUUGUUUCCUUUUCGAAUUCUUAUUUCCUUUAUAAAAAAUUAA